GGGCCCCUUCCCACCGCAUUUCCCCGAUUCCCGGCUCCGAUGUCGUCCUUCCCCGCCUCCGCCGCCCAUCCGUGAUGGAUCCCGUCGUCCCCAAGCGUCCCUGCCCCUCCGCCGAUCCUUCCUCCACCUUCGACGCCUCCUCGAGCCCCUCUAGGGUCCCGUCCGGCCCCAUGGCGAUGGAUCGAGUCCUGGAGGCGCUUCUCGCCCUCCCGGACCCCUCCGUCGCCCUCGAGCUCUCCCUCGAGAGCCUUCUCGACUCGAGGCUUCUGGAGUCGGAUAAGGAUCGGUUGAUCGAGGGCGCCAUGGAGGCUGGAUCGGCCCUCCUGGAGGCCGCCAGGAGAUCCGCCCGGCGGCGCGCGUCCAAGCACAACUUCUCUUCCUGGCCCCUCGCUUCCGAUCUCACCAUCAAAGUAUUCUCCAAGCUAGAUACGCAGAGUCUUUGCCAUGCUGCAGCUACUUGUUCAAUGUUCAACAAGUGUGCAACAGAUCCAAUGUGCUAUGCAAAUAUUGACUUAACAGCUGAAGUGCCAAAGGUUAAUAACACAGUUGUCUCUACAAUGAUACAACGAGCAGGAAAAAAUCUUCAAUCACUCAAGCUUGGGAUUCGGCCUAGUCCAGCUUCAGCAACAGAACUUUGUAGACCAUUGUCCUAUUCCACUAGAAAUCCUAUGGAUACAUCUGGUCUUUCAUGGAGUCAAAAGAGACCAAGGCAAGGAAGGGAGACAUCUCUUCUUACAAGGUCUUGUCUUCUGGCUUUAAGUGUGGAUGGUGGUGCUGCAGGGACUCUCCUGAGGAGCCUGCACCUGUAUAACAUUGACAAGAUGGACAAUUCUGCACUUUGCACAGCGUUAUCUGCCUGCCCAUAUCUGCUUGAUCUUGAAGUUGUUGGCCUACAUGUUGAACUCAAGCGAACAUUGGAUGCUGUCAGCUCAAAUUGUCACUGUAUAGAGCGUUUGCUGUUUGAGUCCUCUGAUACUGGGAGAGAUGAUAGUUUGAACUCGGCAACUUGCAUUGAUCUGGUAAAUGGCUGUCCCAAUAUAGUCUCACUUGCUCUAAGGGGGUUUAAGCUACAUGAUCACAAAGUCCGUAUACUGGUGAAGGGAUCUCGCCACCUCAAGUUUGUUGAUUUUUCAACAUCUUAUUCAAUUACAGGGACCUUCUUGAGGAACCUUAGCGGUGGCACAAAUGCUCAUCCACUGGAGGUUUUGAUCUUACGUGAUUGUUUGCAUCUUAAAGAAGUUGAAGUGUCACAUCUAUUCUCAGCUAUGCUUGCUGGUGACUUCAAACUCCUCAGAUAUUUGGAUAUUUCAAAUAAAGAUGGCCUUUCUGCUGAGAAUGACUGGAACUAUCGAUGCUAUAAUCCAUGUACACAGCUAAUAUCACAAGUUUUGAAACAAAGACCUGAAUUAUGUUUGCUAGUGAAGUUUCCCCCGGAAGGGAGCUUGAUUGAUAUUGAUCUCAUCGCCGACAGUGAAAUAAGCAGUGGGACAAGCUCCUUAAUGUUGUAUAAUCUAGCAUUUGAUUCAUAUUUGACAAAUUCAUCUGAAAAUAGCUAUAGCAGUGAUCAGGGCAGUGGGAAUGAGGACGUCCCUGAUCUGAACUUUCCGUACGACGAGGAUAUCUUUGACGAGUUGGAGUUCCUUUAGUGAAAUGGAAGAUGGCUAAGGACACCGACGCAGCAUUAGCCAUACAAGAGGUUCACGCUUGCAUUCACGGAGACAUGGGACAUUGAAAGCAGUUAUUGGUGUAUGAAUACAGGAAGCCGGUGUCAUGGAUUUUGGUUCGGAGAUCUGCACCUCAUUGCAAUAUUCAUCGCUGUAAAGUUCUUGGUAACCUGAAUAAGGUUGAUUUUUAAGAAUGUUAGAUACUAUCUUUGUCAUGCCAUUUGAUAACACGGUUAUGUAUCUGUUGCAUCUUUAUCGAGAGCCUCUCUUAAAUCAAUUUCAAGGCAGUGACGGUAUUAUAUUCCUCCAA
Musa acuminata subsp. malaccensis (wild Malaysian banana) is the source of this 1974-nucleotide messenger RNA. RefSeq names its product F-box protein At4g02733. The record is from RefSeq and is a predicted model, not a curated record. Lineage: Eukaryota; Viridiplantae; Streptophyta; Magnoliopsida; Zingiberales; Musaceae. Gene Ontology annotation, molecular function: protein binding.